GUCAAAUCAUUGAAAUCAAUUAAUUAACUUAUUUGAGGUUAUGUCCGCUGGCACAUCUUUGACCCGAUAGAGUUUAAAGAGUCUUUAAACCUCAUCUCUGCUCUGUUCCAUAUCCCCCUGAAGGUAGAGAUGGCCAUGAGCAAUUCCAGGGACGUGGCUGACGCAUGGUUUCACGGUAAAAUCACUCGAGAAAAUGCCGCACACCUAGUCACCUCUCUCCCGGGCAAACUGGACGGGUAUUUCUUGGUUAGGGAGAGCCUCCGAAUUCCUGGGAGCUUCGUACUGACAAUGUGGGCCGACAACACUGUCCACCACUUUCAGAUCAUUGGUCACGGUGAUGGGUGGUUUUCUGUUGACAAUGGGCCACUAUUUCAGGGACUGGAUGAGCUUAUCCAUCACUACCAAGUCAAACCUGAUGGUCUUCCCAAGAGACUCCUCGACUUUGUCCCGGGUCAACCUCCUCCCCUCUCCGCUAGAAAGAGGGUCCUUACUAACCUCCACAAGGCCGUGGCUGUGAACGAUAUUAAAAUAGUUCGUAAGUAUCUCUCGGGCCCUCCAUCACUGACCGUGGGGACUGUUGACUCGCCCAAUGCGGAGGGACAGACUCCAGUACACGAGGCAGCAAAGAGAGGAUACAUUGAGAUGGUAGCGCUGCUCGUUGAGCAUAAACCUGAUCUAUCUCUGAGGGACUCUAAAGGAUCCACAGCACUUCAUUUAGCUGCACAGAAUGGCUAUGCAGACAUUAUCAAGUUGUUAGUUGAGAAUGGUAAAGCUGAUGUACAGGAAAGAAACACCACCACAGGGUGGGUUGCACUGCACGAGGCUGCAUUCAGAGGUCAUGUUGAUUGUUGUAAGAUGCUAUUGACUCACAACGCUCCUCUAAGACCACGUACCCCUUCGCCUGACGAGGACACACCAAGGGAAUUAGCAAAUAGAUAUAAACAAGAUAAAGUUAUCAGUCUUCUUGACUGGGUAGCUGCUAAUUAUCCUAAGCCGCGGACAAACACUUCAGAAUGGCUUCACAAAGUCCUGGAUAGGAAUCAUGCUGUGGAGUACCUUCGUCAGAAUGGGCAGGUUGAUGGGAGUUUCCUAGUCCGUCCCAACUCACGGAAACCUGGAUACUACGCACUUACUCUUGUGUACAAGCAGAUGCCAUUUCAUUAUGAAAUCAUUUGUGAAUCUGAUAGAUGGUACUACAUUGAUGACGGCCCGUUAUUUGAUUCCAUAUCCUUGUGCGUUGAUCACUACAUGAUGUUUGCCGACGGCCUCCCCACAAUACUGAGGCAUCCGAUAGCACCGAUUGAUAACAGAAUAUGCCGGACGCUCAGUAAAGCCCCUCCUCCUGGCCAGCUUCUCUUUUCCCAGUCUCAACCUCUUCAUCAUACUAGGCCUCCUCUCCCAACCCCUCCCUCUAGACAGUCCUCUCGUCCUCCUGCUCCUCUGCCUCCUAUGGGUAAUGCCCCCGCACUUAAUGGCAUCCCCUCCUUCAAGACCGUCUCUGCUAACUCUUCCUCUCCCUCCUCUCUCUCUGGCCCUGCUAGUCGCUCACAUCAACCCCAUCAGGAUCCUUAUUCCAUGGUCUACAUACAGGAGAAGUCUCUUUCGCUUGGGCCCGAGCUGGGGCAGGGAGAGUUUGGAUCGGUUUUGAGGGGAACUUAUCGUAUGCCUGAUGGAAAAUCUGUCGACGUGGCUGUAAAAACAUUGAGAGUUGAUGCUAUGGGACACGGAGAAAAAGAAUUUCUUAGAGAGGCCAAGAUUAUGAUGGGCCUCCAUCAUCCUGGUAUAGUCCAGCUGAUAGGAGUCACUAAGAACAAACCUUUGAUGUUGGUACAGGAGCUCGUCCCGUGUGGUGCGCUGGUCGAUUACCUGUACGACGGCAAGUACCCAAAACCUGAAAUAAUGACACUUAAGCUCUGGGCGGCUGAGAUAGCCUCGGGGAUGAUGUAUCUGGAAAAGAAGAGGUUCGUUCACAGAGACUUGGCAGCAAGAAAUAUACUAGUGGCAUCCUCUUAUGUUGUAAAAAUCAGUGAUUUUGGUCUCUCUCGUGCAGUUGGGGCUAACAGUGAUUAUUACAAAGCAUCCCAAGGAGGAAGGUGGCCCGUGAAAUGGUAUGCACCAGAGUCCAUCAAUUAUGGCACAUUCUCACACGCCAGUGACGUGUGGAGUUACGGCGUUACAUUGUGGGAGAUGUUCUCGUAUGGUGAGCCACCCUAUGGUGAGAUGACAGGAGCUGAGGUAUUGGAUUUUAUAGAGAACAGGAACGGUCGAUUGGACAGACCUCCCACGUGUCCUCUUCCGAUAUACCAUUUGAUGCUUAACUGCUGGUCCCUGGAGACCAACCAGAGACCAACGUUUGCCGAGUUGUACGACUUCUUUAAUAAAAGUGACGACAUACCUCACAAAGAACUGUACCAGAAUCCAGGAAAACUAUAACUAUUAAUGCUAAUAUUAAUAAUAAUAAUAAUAAUAAUAGAUCCUGUGUAACUUUAUUGUCUUUUAAUUUCUGUGUGGGUGUGUGUGUAUGUUUGUGUGUGGCACUUAAUCAACUCUUGUUGUUCUAUUGUGUUUUGUUUAUUUUUCUCUCCUUUUAUGUUUUAUGUUAUCAGCUAGGCAGACUAUAAACUGCUGUGACUCACA
Messenger RNA from Amphimedon queenslandica, 2637 nucleotides. Its product is annotated as tyrosine-protein kinase HTK16-like. Gene Ontology annotation, molecular function: ATP binding; protein binding; protein tyrosine kinase activity. The record is from RefSeq and is a predicted model, not a curated record. NCBI's taxonomy places the organism in Eukaryota, Metazoa, Porifera, Demospongiae, Haplosclerida, Niphatidae. The coding region runs from base 130 to 2433 and encodes 767 amino acids. Gene Ontology annotation, biological process: protein phosphorylation. The transcript is spliced from 12 exons.